AUGCCCGAGCCGCCGCAUCCGAGCCUCCCCAAGGCCGCCUACCCGGUCCACGCCGCGCGCUUCGACCCCUGGAACUCGUCGUCGACGGGCCACCAGCGCGGCGACCGCCGGCCGGGCACGUCGUGGCGGGAUGCGCGCACGCGCAAGGUCAAUGCCCAGUUCCGCGGCGGCGGCGGCGGUGAGGGCAGCGGUGGCGAUGGUGAUGUUGGAGCCGGAGGUGCGUCGGGGGGACAGCAACUGCCGUUUGGCCACGGGCAGCAGCGCAGCGUGGCGGAUAUGCUGGCCCGGCCGGGCCUCAUGCGGGAAGCCAUGGAGCAGCAGGGCAGCGGCGGCUUGAAGACGAGCCGCGGCGUGCUCGCUGCUACGAGUACCAGCAGCACGGCUUCAUGUGCGGCCGGAGACAGGCGGCGGCAGCAGCAGCCGGCAAUGGCGAUCCCGGCAACGACAACGAAGACGGCCGGGGAUGCCGGUACGGACAGCCGCACCGGAGACAUCCCGCCCGCGUUCAAGGAGAGCGGCGGCGGCGGAGGCAUCCUCGCCGGCGUGGUCGCAUACGUCAACGGCAGCACCUACCCGCUCGUCUCGGACCACCGGCUGCGGCAGCUCCUGGCCGAGCACGGCGCCUCCAUGUCGCUGCACCUCGGCCGCCGGCGCGUCACGCACGUCAUCCUGGGCCGCCAGGCGUCGGCGGGCCGCGGCGCCGGCGGCGGCCUGGCGGGCGGGAAGCUGGAGAGGGAGAUUCGCCGCGUCGCCGGCUGCGGCGUCAAGUAUGUCGGCGUGGAGUGGAUCCUGGAGAGCAUCAAGGCCGGGAAGAGGCUCCCCGAGGCGCGCUUUGCGACGUUGAAGAUUGCGCCCCAGGCGCAGGCAAGUGUCUACGGGCUGUUUUCCGGACGAGACGCCGCGGGGCCUCGGAUAUGA
Messenger RNA from Purpureocillium lilacinum, 918 nucleotides. RefSeq lists its product as uncharacterized. The record is from RefSeq and is a predicted model, not a curated record. Lineage: Eukaryota; Fungi; Ascomycota; Sordariomycetes; Hypocreales; Ophiocordycipitaceae.